CGAUCGUUUGUUAAUGUAUCGUAGCGUAUCCUGCGGACUGUGUCGUCCUGCCGUUCGCUCGCUGUGAUCUAUCCAGAGCUCCCGAAUUCCCCUACGGAAGUGGGCUAAACAGGCCCGAUUCGGACGUAAUUCCCGAGCCUAGCUUAUCACUCUCCUUCUCCUCUCCCCGUUUGGCCGGUUUACGAACGGCUGCUGCCGGCACCGAAACCCUGGACACCGAAAUGAUGAAAAUGGACACGGAUAAAAUCAUGGACGACGGGAUCGCCAACUCGCAGUACACCACCCAGAUACUGUACGACCCGGCGAGGAAGAAAGAACCGUCACCGGCAUUUCAGAGCGAGAGCAAUACCUGUCUGAUGUACUUCUCCAAAUGGAGCGAUGCCAACCAGGUGGAGUUCGUCGAGCAUCUUCUCUCCCGCAUGUGCCAUCAUCAGCACGGCCACAUCAACACCUUCCUGAAACCGAUGCUUCAGCGAGACUUCAUUACACUGCUACCCACGAAAGGAUUGGACCAUGUGGCGGAAACCAUUCUAUCUUACCUGGACGCCAAAUCGCUGUGUCGAGCGGAGCGUGUCUGUAAAGAGUGGUCCCGUGUCAUCUCCGAGGGCAUGCUAUGGAAGAAGCUGAUCGAACGAAACGUCCGCACGGAUUCCCUUUGGCGAGGAUUGGCGGAGCGCAAAGCAUGGAUCAAAUACCUAUUCAUACCACGACCGAGCGUGACGGUGCGGCAGCAUAAAUUCUAUCGCGAGCUGUUCCCCAAGAUCAUGAAGGACAUCGAAGCGAUCGAGAACAACUGGCGCACGGGCAAUCACAAUCUCCAGCGAAUAAACUGCCGGUCAGAGAAUUCGAAAGGUGUCUACUGUCUCCAGUACGACGAUGACAAGAUCGUGUCCGGUCUACGAGACAACACCAUCAAGGUUUGGAGCCGCUCGACGUUGCAAUGCUGCAUGAUUCUAACAGGACACACCGGAUCGGUGCUGUGUCUCCAGUACGAUGACAAGGUCAUCAUCAGCGGGUCCAGCGAUUCGACGGUGCGCGUGUGGGACGUGAACACCGGCGAUAUGGUCAACACUCUGAUGCACCACUGCGAAGCGGUUCUGCAUUUGCGCUUCAACAACGGAAUGAUGGUAACCUGCUCGAAGGAUCGUUCGAUCGCCGUGUGGGACAUGGUGUCACCAUCGGAAAUCGGACUAAGGCGCGUUUUGGUGGGCCACCGAGCUGCCGUUAACGUGGUUGAUUUUGACGAGAAGUACAUCGUGUCAGCGUCUGGUGACCGUACGAUCAAGGUGUGGAACUCGACGACCUGCGAGUUUCUGCGAACGCUGAACGGACACAAGAGGGGAAUCGCCUGUCUGCAGUAUCGGGACCGUUUGGUGGUCAGCGGCAGCUCCGACAACUCGAUCAGACUAUGGGACAUCGAAUGCGGUACCUGCCUGCGAAUUCUCGAGGGCCACGAGGAGCUCGUUCGCUGCAUUCGGUUCGAUUCGAAGCGCAUCGUUAGCGGAGCGUACGAUGGCAAAAUCAAAGUAUGGGAUCUCCAAGCUGCCUUAGACAUUCGAGCUCAGACCAACACGCUGUGCUUGAAGACGUUGGUGGAACACACCGGUCGUGUAUUCCGGUUGCAAUUCGAUGAAUUCCAGAUCGUGAGCAGUUCGCACGACGACACGAUUCUGAUAUGGGACUUCCUCAACUGUUCGCCCAAAGAGGAAGCAACGACAACGUCUUCAAGUGGCGCCAUGGUCCCGAGCAACCAUCACAACAACAGUGGAAGCAGCAGUGGUAGUGGCUCCAUCUCCGGUGCUCUAGGACUUGCUGCCGUCGGGCUCGGUGGAGGUAGUGGGGGCGGUGGUGCAGGCAGUGGAGGAGGAAACGGUGGCGGUGGUGGUGGUGGUGGCGGUGAUGGCGGUAGUAACAGCGGCAAUGGCGGUAGCGGUGGCGGCAACCAAAAUGGCAACCAUAUGUUGGGCAGCAAAAACUACCAGAACGCCAACAACAACCAUCAGAACGACGAUCUGAGUGACUAAGUGAUUUGGGGAGCUAAGCGGCGUAGAAGGCGCGCUGAGAAGAACACGUGGGCUCGGUUCCUCGAGACCUCAAUUUGUAGCGUGUAACCGUUUUACGUACGCCAUGUCGAUUCCUUCGUUUGCACACCCACACGCUCGCGCUCUCUUGUCUUUUAUUAUGAUCAUUUUAUUCCCGCUGUACCCUUUCUCGAUCUGUUUACAGUCUCAUUUUAUCCUCUUCAUUUCUGCCCUACUGUGUGCACUUUUCCACCGUUUCGAGGAGCUAUUUUUUAAGCCACAUGUGCCCCCCUAAUCGUUGCAUAUUGCGAUCUCAAACACAAAUCAAUCCCCAGGAAGCGUAGCUUUGCUUUGACUCAGCCUGCUUUGAUGCGCCCAGACAAGGUUUUGAUGUUUCUGCAUCAUUCUAGCUAGUUCAUUUAUUCAAACACACACACACACACAUCAGCAACAACUAUCGCGUUCAUUUAAACUGACCAACAAGUGCAGCAAACUGUUAGUAAAUGCGCGAAGCAAAACUAUGCUCGUCGUAUCAUUGAGAAUCACUGGAACAGUUUGGGUUUUCCUUACGCUGAGUUUUCAUUAGCGUUCGCCUUAGCUGAACGUCGGAUGAAUGUCGUAAGAGAAUCAUCGUGCAGAAGAUAUCAUUUUAGGUGAGACAAAAAAGAUCGCAUUCAAUCAUUCAAUCUGCAGCGAUCGUGAAAGAGAAAGAGAGAGAGAGAGAAAAUGGAGAAAGGAAGCUCACAUCUUCAUUAGAUAGGCAAAAAAGUUGAUGGGAAGCGAAAGAAAGAGAGAAAGAGCGCGGGAUGAUGGGUUGGAAAUGUGAAAAAGAUCCUGAAAAGGCGCGCCUCACAAGAACAACAACUCAAACAGAACUGAUUCUAUCUAAAGGGCAAAAAAAUCAUAACGCGAUAAGAUUGUAAUAAAACAAAAGAUUCUGAUAAAACAAACGUCAAGUGUCCACUAACAGAACUCCUACUCUCUGUGGCAGGAUCGGGCGUACUGCAAAACGAGAUGACAACUUCUUAAUCUUGAAAGAAGAGAGAGUGCCAACUGUAUCCAAGGAAGGGCGCGAUUGCUGCAUGCGGUCAUGAGGCGGUAGUUGUUGACUGUUAAAAGAGCAUUGGGACGUUUUGUUUUAUUCGCGCAAACCAAUUCCAAAUCCUACACCAUAACGGAAUGUGCAGACGAAGUGAAAUGUGUACUACUCUACCUUCCGUGUGCGUGUUUUCGUGUUGAUCGAUCGAACGUAGCGAAACUGGAAUAGAAAAAGAUCCUCAAAUGGGGUGCUCAGCGAUG
Molecule: messenger RNA, 3320 nt
Organism: Anopheles nili
Lineage: Eukaryota; Metazoa; Arthropoda; Insecta; Diptera; Culicidae
Gene: slmb
Product: beta-TrCP
Exons: 9
Coding region: 222-2024 (600 amino acids)
Molecular function (GO): protein dimerization activity
Source: RefSeq, a predicted model, not a curated record